AAAGACCAGUCGUGUCCCUCCGACUGUUGCGUGCUGACACCGCCCAGAUUUUAAGGCAACAGAUUAUUUUCGGUCAACGUUUUGUCUCUGGUGGAUAGUGUUGAAUAGAGAACUGCACACGUUUUUGCCCGGCUGACAUUUGCGAAAGUUUUCUCCGCCAGAUUUGUUUUUUUGUUUUGUUAUUUUAUGUAGCCGAAAAUAUAUCACUCCGUGUCAUCCAGUCAACUUGAAUCACGCUGUAUCCAUCGACGGAACGCGACAUCCCAUUGAUUGGUUUUUCGUCAAGUCUGUCACGUCCCCCGGCCGAGCCGAGAUCAGGCACGUGGCCGAGUGGAUGAAAUUAUGGCGCUGGAUGGAGAGAAUCGGAUCGUUCUCAAUGUGGGUGGAAUCCGCUUCGAGACUUACAAGACGACAUUGAAAAAAAUUCCAGCCACUAGAUUAUCAAGACUGACAGAAGCUCUCGUCAAUUACGACCCUAUUCUUAAUGAAUAUUUCUUCGAUCGUCAUCCGGGCGUUUUUUCGCAAAUCCUCAACUAUUACCGCACAGGCAAACUCCAUUAUCCGUCUCACGUUUGCGGUCCUCUAUUUGAAGAAGAACUCGAAUUCUGGGGUCUCGAUUCCAAUCAAGUGGAGCCUUGUUGUUGGAUGACUUACACUGUCCAUCGUGACACUCAGCAAACGCUGGCCAUUUUGGACAAACUGGACAUUGAAACGGAGAAGCCAACAGAAGAAGAGAUUGCUCGCAAAUUCGGUUACGAAGAGGAUUACCUUGCCGGACGCCUUAGUUUAUGGCAGAGAUUUAAACCAGCCACAUGGUCGCUAUUUGACGAGCCCUACUCUUCGCUACCGGCCAAGGGAGUGGCAGUCAUUUCCGUCUUCUUCAUCUGUGUCUCUGUCCUCUCGUUUUGUCUGAAAACACAUCCGAGCAUGCGAGUGCCCUUUCUCCGCAAUAUUACUGUCAGCGGACCGGGCAAUUCAUCCUACUUCUUGCUGGACAAGGUGAAAACUGAACCGCACGAGGCUUUCUUCUACGUCGAGCUGGUCUGCAAUAUCUGGUUCACGCUGGAGAUUUCCAUUCGGUUCGUCGUCAGUCCCGACAAAUGCGAGUUUCUGCAGUCGCCUGUCAACGUCAUCGAUCUGGUAGCAACGCUGUCAUUCUACACCGACAUGCUCUUGCAGGAACUGGCCCAUCAUGUCGACAAUGCGGACAUCCUCGAAUUUUUCUCCAUCAUCCGCAUUCUGCGUUUGUUUAAAUUGACCCGACAUUCUCCCGGUCUCAAGAUCCUCAUUCACACGUUCAAAGCGUCGGCAAAAGAAUUGACGUUGCUCGUCUUUUUCUUGAUGCUGGGCAUCGUCAUCUUCGCCAGUCUUGUCUAUUACGGCGAACGACUGCAAGUCAAUCCACACAACGAUUUCAAAAGCAUCCCCGAAGGUCUUUGGUGGGCUAUCGUAACUAUGACUACCGUCGGUUAUGGAGAUAUGGCACCUAAAACAUAUGCCGGGAUGUUUGUAGGUGCUUUAUGCGCCUUGGCCGGCGUGCUGACCAUUUCUCUGCCCGUGCCUGUCAUCGUCUCCAAUUUCUCCAUGUUUUACAGCCACACGCAGGCUCGAUCGAAACUGCCAAAGCGAAGACGGAGGGUGUUGCCCGUCGAGCAGCCGCGAAAUCGGAAGCAGAGGAUACCCGAUCGGACUAGCAAUAAUCAACAACAGCAAACCAGGGUGGAUGGAAUCGGACGUCGCUUUGCUGCUGGCACCACAAAAUUGACGCAACCUUUCAUCAAUAGACUCGGCUACCUUAACGGCUCGACUUCUGAGAGUCCAGCAGUUGUUGUUGCGCCACUUGGCGGUGUAACAUCCAAAAUUCCUGGGUCACUACUACGGGUAAACACUGGAGGCGGAGAUUUACAUUCCAAGACUCUUCACGUGCCAGUGAUUGUGGCCAGCAGUCCGCCUCCGGCUCAUCAAGAUAUCGUCAGUUUCAGAAGUCAAGAUUGUGGGUCUUCUGGUAAUGGCAAAUCUGGACAAACCUAUGCUUUAUAAAUAAGAUUCCUUUUUUGUCUUUCUUUGACUAUUUAUAAUUUCUUGGUUGAACCCUUUUCUUUAACUUUUUCGUAAUUAAAGUAAUACAAUACACGGAAGCAUUGCAUGACGUUAACAACUCAAAGUGUAUUCUUCUUUAUACUUUAUGUAAAUAGACAAAUGAUUUGUAUAAUAUAUGGUUGUUUGAUGUGAGAGUCAA
Daphnia magna is the source of this 2239-nucleotide messenger RNA. Its product is annotated as potassium voltage-gated channel protein Shaw. Gene Ontology annotation, cellular component: dendrite membrane; axon; neuronal cell body membrane. NCBI's taxonomy places the organism in Eukaryota, Metazoa, Arthropoda, Branchiopoda, Diplostraca, Daphniidae. Bases 343 to 2040 code for a protein of 565 amino acids. Gene Ontology annotation, biological process: potassium ion transmembrane transport; protein homooligomerization. Gene Ontology annotation, molecular function: delayed rectifier potassium channel activity; protein binding. The transcript is spliced from 14 exons. The record is from RefSeq and is a predicted model, not a curated record.